CGUUUGAUCUCACCCAUCCUUUACUUAACCAACAUCACCAACUCACACACACAGUCGCGAUAACUUCACCAACCAUGGGCGCAGGAUCAGGCGUCACUCUCAAGUUCCUUCAGUGGUUCAUCCGCGGAGUCCAGUUUGCCUGCGCUGCCCUUAUCCUCGCCAUCUACUCGUACUUUCUCGCCGCUCUCCACAAUCACAAGCUCUCCAUCAGCGACACGGUCCGCGCCGUCGAGGGAAUCUCGGGUAUUGCCGUGCUCUACACCCUCGCUGGUCUUCUUCUCCUCUGCUGUCUCGCAGGACGUACCCUAUCUUCUUUCAUUGCUAUUAUUCUCGAUGUCGCAUUUAUCGGCGCAUUCAUCUACGUUGCCGUCGCCAACAAGAAUGGAGCUAGUAGCUGUGAUGGCUAUCUAGACACUCCAUUCGGCAAAGGUAAAGCUAGCCAGACAGCAAAGGGAAGUGAUGGCUUCACUGCUCUUCCCAGCUAUCGUGUUGCUUGCAGACUUCAAUCUGCUUGCCUGGCCGUUUCCAUCAUCGCAAUCUUCUUCUUCGUCUUCUCCAUCCUCAUGGAGGUAGCCCUCGCCCGCCACCAUAACAAGGAGAAGCGCUUCGGUCCCAGCCCCGCCAACAAUUACACCUCUGGCUACGGCAAGCGACCCGGCUUCUUUGCCCGUCUGUUCCGUCGCAAGACGGCUGCCGUUAACCAAGACAACGAGCUUCCUGAGCACACCCACCCAGACCAGCUCGACGACAACGCCCGCCAGAGCCACGGAACCGAGCGUACCGCUGUCAACAGCUACCCCGACAACACGUACAGCAAGUACGACAGCAACGGGUACAGCUACCCCGAUGCCAACCACAGCCGUCAGGACGGGUACGGCCAGAUCCACUAUCCAGAACCCGAGUACGGUGUCACGCAGCCAGCACCUCACAACAACCAGAACAACGCGAAUUACCGAUAUGACGACGGUGUCUACGAUCGUGCGUAAGAAAUUGGGAAUGUAUGGACGAGAACAAAGGAUCAACAGAGAAUGAGAUACCCGGAAUGUUACUCCCGGCUAAAGCAACCGGUCGCUUACGAACAUUUCAUAUUCAACACAGAUAGAUGAUAGGACCUAAUGAGCUAAUAAUGCAUAAUAUUGUACGGUUCUUUACAUUUCUAAUGCCCCAUUGACUUGGAAUUCGUCCCUCACGUAAACGGAUUAAAGUCAGCCCUGGCUUGUUAUUCCAGAAGGUCCCAAAUCAGAUACUAGAGAUGACGAAACACAGAGUCUAGUAGCAUGGCAACCGGCUCAACAAGGUUCCACAACGGCAUUGCGUUGCCCGAUCAUGACCUUUGACAAAACCUUGAUAUAAAGUUAUAACAAGGUGCUUACAGUUGCGGUUACUCUAAACCUAGAUUUGGCCAGAGUCGGUGACGAGUAUCUGUUAGCGGACAUCCAACUGGGAAGGUGAUCAAGAUGCGAUAGUAACACAGAUUGAGAUUUAUAAUAGCAAUAGAAAUACAUCCAUCUUGUAUUGCAUGGUU
Messenger RNA from Fusarium vanettenii 77-13-4, 1525 nucleotides. RefSeq lists its product as uncharacterized. The record is from RefSeq and is a predicted model, not a curated record. NCBI's taxonomy places the organism in Eukaryota, Fungi, Ascomycota, Sordariomycetes, Hypocreales, Nectriaceae. The transcript has 2 exons. The coding region runs from base 75 to 986 and encodes 303 amino acids.